AUGGCAGGACAAUCUGAGAAAAAGCGACUAAAAAAAGCGAGCGCAUUCAUCUUGAUAUAUAUUAUAUUCGCAUAUUAUUUCAGAUAUAACUUAAUUACAAGAAAUAUUUUCCUUUUGCACUGCCUGCUUUUUUUUUGCUACUACUACUCAAUAAAGAAUAUACACUAUGGGUUGACCAACGGACUAAAUUUUACGUACUACACAGACGUUCUGAUUUUGUCCUUCGUCAUCAACUUGGGCCUGUUUUACUCCUUUAAAUUUUUUUAUAUCUAUACCGUUAUACCCAUAUAUGCAAUAUUCAAAACGCUUAAUUUUAUUUUCACGAAUUUUUUGAGUUCACCGUUCGGCGCUGCCAAUUCAUCAGGGAAAGAAGAUAAAGCGGAGAAAAAAAAACAAAGUUGUGUAUAAGAGGGUUUAUUAAAAAUGAAAUAUGUUUCCUUUACGUAUGGCUCAUUAGUUAAUAUUCGACCAAUUUAAGUAACACAUCAUAGCUUACGUGUGCUUACUCAUGUACAUAUGUGUCUUCGUUUCUUUUUGUUUUUUCCCAAACCGAAUUUAUCAAAUUUAAUUUGCA
Messenger RNA from Plasmodium cynomolgi strain B, 574 nucleotides. RefSeq lists its product as hypothetical. The transcript is spliced from 4 exons. NCBI's taxonomy places the organism in Eukaryota, Apicomplexa, Aconoidasida, Haemosporida, Plasmodiidae. The record is from RefSeq and is a predicted model, not a curated record. Bases 1 to 408 code for a protein of 135 amino acids.